Messenger RNA from Trichoderma harzianum CBS 226.95, 2811 nucleotides. RefSeq lists its product as hypothetical. The transcript has 3 exons. NCBI's taxonomy places the organism in Eukaryota, Fungi, Ascomycota, Sordariomycetes, Hypocreales, Hypocreaceae. The record is from RefSeq and is a predicted model, not a curated record. Gene Ontology annotation, cellular component: Ino80 complex. Gene Ontology annotation, biological process: regulation of DNA-templated transcription; double-strand break repair. Bases 233 to 2473 code for a protein of 746 amino acids.
CUGCAGUAUAUCCCAUCGCAGGGAAUACUCGGAUCAACUAAAAUCCGCCAAUUCCAGGAACCAGCUAUCUUAUCGCUUUGAGAUUCGCGGGAAGGUUAAUCGCAAUUGGCGUGUCUGCGCGUUCGGGAACAAGACAAGAUGACGAGUGCACUAUAGCAUUUCUCCUUGUCAACAACACUGCAUAACGCCAUCAGCCAUCUGUUUUUGACGCCAAAGGAGCUACACCAUCAAGAUGGUCGGCAAGGUCUCCGAGAGGGUGCUCCUCCGAGAGGGGCUGGAGAGAACCGACAAUGGCAUGAAAUUGACGUCGUGGCCUGAUGUUACCCCCAUCAACCAGAAGAAUUACUACACAGAUUAUAUGAAAAGGGAUGACCAGGUCCUUGCGCUGCGACUCCAAAGCGAUGCGACUCGCGACAGACUAGUACAGAGCGCCCGAGAUCGCGACCGCGCUCUUUCAAAGCCUGCCAAUGGCGAGCUACCCCUACCACUGCCAGACCUUGGCGAAGAGGAUGGAGCGGCAACGCCCUCAGGUGGAAUGGACCCAUCGAGGGUCAUUGUUAUUCACCCCGGAAGCCAAAACCUACGCAUUGGAUUUGCGAGCGACGCCCUCCCCAAGACUAUUCCGACUACGUUGGCAACCAAAUUCCCCCAGACCGAGUCCGAGAUGUACGAGGCCUUGCCACGACGUCAGUUCGAGGCCAAGACCACGGAUCAACAAUAUGGAGAAGAGUGGUCCAAGAAAUAUCAGAAAAUGUGCAACGAUCUAAAGGUUGAGAUGCGUGCCAACAAACGAAAAGUGCUUCCCAAUUCCAAGGAGCUGGUCCAAACCUUUAACCGCCGUACCGAACCCGAGAUCAUCCAGAGGCACAACGACGUGCUGGAAGUUGAAUGGACAGAUAUAGAAAAGUUGGAGGACCCAGAGUCACUAGCAUCUUGCUUCAUCGGGAGCGAAGCACUGCGAGUCCCCGACGAUUCAAACCCAAAGUUCAAGCUGUGGUGGCCCAUACAACAAGGAUACUGGAACGAGGAUGGAUAUACGAGCCAAGAGCACCUCUAUGAUGAUUUCGAAACCCUUCUGGACAAGGCUCUGCGCCAAGAGUUGGGCUUAAAGACAAAUAGCGAGUGGCAACAGUACAGCUGUGUCUUCGUCAUCCCCGAUCUCUACGACAAAAAGUAUGUGGAGCAGGUCUUGCGGUCUUGCAUGACCUGGUUCGAGUUUAGUAGGGUGUGCUUUAUCCAGGAAAGCAUGGCGGCCACCUUUGGAGCUGGAUACACUCAGGCCUGCGUCGUCGAUGUCGGUGCCCAGAAGACUGCGGUGACGUGUGUCGAAGACGGGCUGUGUAUAGAAGACUCGAGAAUCAACCUCAAGUACGGAGGAUAUGACAUUACGGAAACGUUCAUCAAGAUGAUGCUCUAUGACAACUUUCCGUACCAGGAAAUCAACUUGCGGAGAAGAUAUGAUUUCCUGCUGGCCGAAGAACUCAAGGCGAAGCACUGUACCAUGUCACAGGCAAACAUUUCGGUGCAACUGUUCAACUUCCACGUCCGAGCACCCAACCAGCCUACGCGAAAAUAUGCGUUCAAGACGUACGACGAAGUGAUUCUAGCGGCUAUGGGAGUUUUUGAGCCAUCAAUUUUUGACAACAGCACAAAGCUCAGGGGCCGAAGAAAACUAGUCGAGCGUUCCUACAACGCCUAUGAUGUGGAUAUUCCCGACGACCCGUCCUCUGCCGCACAGCUUGCAAUUCUGGCACUGGUAAAACCAUCGCUCAUGUCCAAUGCAAAUGGUUUCUCCCAGUCGCAGCCCGAAGUGUCCACACCGAGUAAAGAGAAGCCGUCGUUCAACUUCCUUUCCACCAAAGCCGAGACGGCGACGGGAACCCCCAUGGCAUCGCAUGCUGGGUCGCCAGCACCUGAGGGUGCCAACCCUCCGGUUCCACCUCCCUAUGUUUUUGGAGCCAAUAAGGAUGGUGUCAAUGGUGACAGCCCUGCUCUAGGUAGCAUCCGGGCGGCCGGCACACCAGUUCCAGGACAGUCACAGUCCACUCAACCGCCUCCAGGAAUGUUUGUGGACGCAGCUGCGCGGGGUUCCAAAGACCUGGCAACCGAGAGAGACGAGGUGCUGCCUUUGGCGCCGCUGGACAUUGCCAUCCUCACAAGUAUUCACAACGCCGCUAAGGGCGACGAGAAGAAAGUUCGCGACUUGCUGGGCAGCAUCAUGGUCAUCGGCGGCGGCGCCAAGGUCCCACAGUUCACCGUGGUUCUGGAAGAGAGGCUGAAGGCGCUGAAGCCCGACCUCAGCGAUAGGAUCCUUGUCAGCAGAAGCGCGAGGGAUAUGGACGAACAGGUUGUGACUUGGAAGGGAGCAAGCGUCUUUGCCAAGCUGUCGACUAACGAUUCUUGGAUCACGCCGUUUGAGUUUGAAAGACUGGGCGCCCGCACGCUCCACCACAAGGUGCUCUGGGCUUGGUAGAUGGAGUUGGCUAUGUUAAUAUAUACCUCUGUGCGCGGCAUGCCUGGACACGAAUGGAGAAGGCACAAGGAUUAGGAGGGAGCAUUGGAGUUUUUUUUUUCCUGGUAUUGCUAAGGAUAUAGGAGGAAUGGGUUGUUUUGUAAUUAGGUUGUAUCGUGAUCAUUAACAGAUUUACUCUGUAGUAGAGCAAAGAAAGCACAGAAACUAUUUAAUAGAGCCUGAGACGCAGUAUAUGUGGUGUAGUUGUGGGUUAUAUACAUAGGUACUUUGUAUACUGUCCCCAUUUGCGUUAUUCAAAUGAUAGUGAAGCUUUUGGCAAUAGGAAUUGAGCAUUUCGC